ACGAAAUGAUCCGGAAUAAUUGCGGCAUGGCGCUUUUCUUACUGGUCAUCCUCUUCGUCAAUUUUCAGGAAAUAAAAACUUCAACUUCACAUUCUGAAAAGACAGCCUUCCUCAACUCUGACAUGAUACUACAGUGUCAUUUUAAAUUGAAGAGCCCAGGGCAUGGCCUGAAAUAUGUCACUAUAUCCUGGACAAAAGGUGAAUCAAAAGUGGCAGAGUUCAUUUAUGAGGAAUUAAGAAAAGGAACCAGCCAUGCAAUGAUGUUUAAAAGUGAACUACAAAGAGGGAAUGCCUCCCUAAGUCUCAGGAAUGUCACCAUUGAAGACGAAGGAGAAUACAAAUGUCUGGUAGAUGAAGCAGGUGAAGACCCCUUAACUGUCAGUGUCCGGGUUAAUGUUAUAGCUCAUCCUGUGGUAUUCGUAAAACCAAGUCCGAUUAUGGCAGGUUACUUAAAUAACCUGGAGUGUCACAUAAAACGCUUCUAUCCUGGAACUAUCUCUGUAGUGUGGAUGAAAAACUCCAACCCACUUCCUGGUCAAGGGCCUCUACAGCUGAAAGAAAAUGGAGACCAAACUUUCGACACAGUUAGCCGUUACCCCAACUCUUCUACCUUUGAAGAUUUUAGUGCCAACAUAUCAUGCCUGGUGAAGCAUGAGGCUCAGGAAGAAUGGAAGAAAGACGUUCCAAUCGAAAUGUGCCAGCCAUACUUGACUGUUUCACCCAAAACUCUCACAAGUUACGGGAAACAGAAGGUCACCUGUAAACUGGAGGGCUGCCCCUUCAGCAAUUUUACUUUCAGUCUGGAGAACAAUGAGGGAAUAAUAAAGGAAAUUCCAUGCAGAAAAGAGCCAGAAUGUUCUACAAACGUAACCUUCAUGAUGGAUAUCACAAAGGAGGAGGAGUUGAAGGAGUUUUUCUGUAAGGCAAAGUUUGUAGGAGAUGACAAGGUGAUCACGGAACCCAUCUUGAUUAAACCUGAAGGAUUAACUGUGGAAAAAGUGAUGCCAGUAAUAGAGGUGGUGGUGCCUGCAGUGCUGGUGCUGGUGCUGGUGGCAGCAGUCAUACUAGGAAGAGGGAAACUCUGGAAAGUUUGCAAAAAUUAUCUGAGAAACAAAGACAGCUUAUCUGAGAUUCAAAAUGGUGAUCCUAUUGAACUUCAAAAUCUUAAGCAAGCAUAAGCAUGGAGAGUUAAAGUGGAAAGAACAAAUGAAACAGAAUCAGACGUUUUAUUGAUGACCUGAUUCACUGAACUUCACUUCAGAGACUGCUGGACCCCCAGCUUUAAUACUACUGAUGAUGUGAUGGUGCCCACCUUUGAGCUGCUUUACUUGAGGCCAGUUUACACAGCUUGGUGUACUUGCUACUCAUCUUCAAAAAACUGUAUUGUGAUAUUCAAGGUGAUCAUCCAAAAAUAUGUUAUAUGAAGACUGCUGCAACUUUUGUUGUUCAGAAGGAAAUAUUAUGUAUAUUUAUUGAUUGUUUUCAUCAGAGUUUACCUUCUGUAUUUAAAUGCGGGUAAUAUUUGAGGAUGCAAAAUCCAAAAUCUGUUUCUCUUAUAAUGAAGGAAUUGUAGCUCUAUAUGGGGUGAAGGUGGGUGUAAAGUGUUAAAUAAUUUUUUGCUCAGGUUAAGCUUUCUGCACUAUAUACGUUUACUUCAGGUUGGGUUGGAACAGGUGGGUGCUUAGUUGUUCAACUUCUUUUAAUUGAAUGUAAAGCCUUAACUCCUCUGCUGCCAUCAUCAACAUUGCUACCAAAAGAAAAAAAUGAUUUCUAUUUAAAACACAUAUAGUACUUGUUAGUUUAAAAUGCCUUCCUACCACUGCAAUUUGCACAUAUUCUACAGAGAGUGGUCCAUAAAUUGAUAGAUUCCAAUCAAACUGGAUUUUGUUAAAAUUCUUCAGGAUUAGCACAACAUCAGUUACCUUCUUUAUAGAAUAGAUGCAGUAUUGACAAAACCUUGUCAUGUUGCCUUCUUUCCACAUGAUGUAAAGAAGACCUUUGCUUGCGUAAAUUGUGGAUUUCUUUAGCAGGUCUCGGAGGAAAUGAGGUUUGGAGGGCGAUUUAUUGACAUGGCUCAGACUCUUUACACUUCUCUCACUGCCACCUUACUCACAAACUGAAAUAUUCCCAACCUAUCGAUUUAGAUACAGUAAAGGUACCAGUCAAGGAUGUCCUCUUUCCCCCCUACCUUUUACUUUGCCUCUGGAGCCUCUUACUAUUGCUUUCCACAAAUGUGACCUGAUCUCCCCUAUCAUUAUUUAAAACAUUAACUAUAUGAUUCCUCUGUAUCUAGAUGACGUUCUGCUUUCUUUAGACAAUGCCCUUUCUGAUCUUCCACAUGUUCUUAAUCUCUUUAAUUCUUAUGAGUCAUUAGCCAGGUACAAAAUAAACUGGUCCAGAUCUGCUCUUCUUCUAAAUUACCUCUGUCCAUAGCCCACUUUUCUUCCAUUUAUAAUGAUAGCAACUUCUUUCAAUAGCUUGGUUUAAAAUAUUGCCAUUUACCAGAGAGUUCUGAGGGGUGUGAAGGACACUCUCGAAUUUCAGACCCAGUGUCCCUCUGUCUGUUCAUUCCAACACAUGGUGUUCAUCCUUUUGUUUUGUCAUUGUCCUGCUUCUUCUAAUACCCUUCCUCCCGUUUAAUUUUGGACAGAGAAUUCUAUGCUCCUUUUCCAUUUUCUUUGAAACUCCAAAAAAACCUUCUAUUAAAUAUUGAACACUUAUCUGAGAUAUGUAUGAUACAGGGGUGUUCCUUUCAUAUUUUCUGGUAGAGAUUUAUCACUGUGUAGUGAACCGCGACUUCUAGGAGAGUGUGAAAGUUACCACCAGAUUUGCGUAUCAAUGAAGCUGCUACACUUUUAAAUUGAGGGAGGGAUAGAAUCAGGCCAACACCUAAGCCCUACAGUAUUUCCACCCUGACACCCGAAUAUUAACAACACAACAGAAAAAAUUUCCAAAUAAAUUAAAUAU
Polypterus senegalus (gray bichir) is the source of this 2967-nucleotide messenger RNA. RefSeq lists its product as uncharacterized. Gene Ontology annotation, biological process: cell surface receptor signaling pathway; negative regulation of T cell proliferation; cellular response to lipopolysaccharide. Gene Ontology annotation, cellular component: external side of plasma membrane. The transcript has 8 exons. The record is from RefSeq and is a predicted model, not a curated record. Lineage: Eukaryota; Metazoa; Chordata; Cladistia; Polypteriformes; Polypteridae. The coding region runs from base 6 to 1178 and encodes 390 amino acids.